AUGGGAGACGAUUCUUCCGAUGAAAUAGUUCUUGCCAGGAGUGCAGAUGAUGACAGCAGCGAGAUAUGCGUGGUCGAGGUAGUAAGAGACACCCCAGGGCCUGGAAGAGCGAGGAGAAAGAGAUCUACCAGUGUUGCUCGGGCUAGGAGAGCUGGAGGAAAGCAGGUGCUGGAAGAAGGCUCGUCAGACAGCGGACCCAGGCAAAAGAAACUUAGAAAUGAUGUCCGUCAUGAGAAAGAAGCGCACAGGGUUACAGCUGUCGAUCAGGGCGCUGAGAAGAUAUUCUAUCUAAAGAGUACUGAUACGCUAGAUAGUGUCUACCAGGCGUACUGCAAGGGAGGCCUCCCAGUCAAAAUGAAGUACAAGUCUGUUCCUGUGUCGAGACAUCUGACACUAGAGGAAAUGGGAUUUGAUGGGAGACACUGCAUUACGAUUCACAGGCCGGACCAAGCUUCCGGCGAGUCUGGGAUUGGACUGAGGAUAAAUGUUGAUGGGGCCAGGGCAGUUGAGGCUAGUUUCUGCAGGGAGGCUGUAAUUGAGAAGAUUUUCGAGAAGCUUUCUGAAAUGGGGUUCCGCGGGGAUUUCCUGGUCAGGAACGGAGUUGUGUUGGAUCGCACAGCGAGCAUAGGAAGUGUAAUGGGAGCUGGGGACGUCAUAGACCUCGUAAGCAAAGACGAGGUUGAGUAUAGAGGCUAG
This is a messenger RNA of Encephalitozoon cuniculi GB-M1, 696 nucleotides long. RefSeq lists its product as uncharacterized. The record is from RefSeq and is marked provisional. The transcript has a single exon. NCBI's taxonomy places the organism in Eukaryota, Fungi, Microsporidia, Unikaryonidae. Bases 1 to 696 code for a protein of 231 amino acids.